ACGCGAAUCAUCCUUCUUCCGUCACCAGACAGACGGUAGAGAGUCGAACAAUCGCCGGCUCGACGCCCCUCUUCCCGACGCCGCACGCCUUCACGGUCCUCGGCCGCCGAUCUUCCAGAGCGGUUCGACACCGUGCUCGCCACGGUCGACAUCACUGCUGCCGCCGCCGCCGCCGGAAAGUUGGCAUCGUUGUCGACCUCUUUCUCCCCUUCUUCCACCCAGGAGGCAACAUGUCGUCGCUCGCCGCUGCGAGAGCGGAUAACUUCUACUAUCCGCCGGAAUGGAGCCCCAAGAAGGGUGGGCUGAACAAGUUCCAUGGCCAGCAUGCGCUCAGGGAGCGAGCGAGGAAGCUCGACCAGGGCAUCCUGAUUAUAAGGUUUGAGAUGCCUUUUAACAUUUGGUGUGGUGGAUGCAAUUCCAUGAUAGCGAAGGGAGUAAGAUUUAAUGCUGAGAAGAAACAAGUUGGAAAUUAUUACUCUACCAAGAUAUGGAGCUUCACCAUGAAAUCGCCCUGUUGCAAGCAUGAAAUUGUCAUACAGACAGACCCAAAAAAUACUGAAUAUGUCAUAAUCAGUGGGGCCCAGAAGAAGACAGAAGAUUUUGAUGUUGAGGAUGCAGAGACAUUGCUGCUGCCAGCAGAUGAAGAUCGAGACAAGCUUGCGGAUCCUAUGUACCGGCUUGAACACCAGGAAGAGGAUCUUCGGAAGAAAAAAGAAGCUGAGCCAGUUUUAGUUCGCCUUCAGCGACUCUCGGACAGCCGGCACUCUGAUGAUUAUGCCCUGAACAGAGCACUCCGCGAUCGUCUUAGGGUCAUCCAAUGAAUUCCUAUAAAUUGAUCAACUAUUUCCACCAUAGGCCAUGCAAUGAUCACAUUUCUUAUUCACCUGUUUGUGUUUUUAUGUAGAGCCAAAAAAAGAGAGUUGCUGAAGAGAAGAAGUCCGCGAGAAAGAUAGGCCUUGGUGUGCGGCUCUUGCCUCCCUCCGCAGAAGAUGCCACCGCAGCGGCUUCAGUGAAGUUUGCAUCGAAAUUUGAGAAAAGCAGAAGGGAUAAGAGGGCCGCAAUCAAAGCUGCCUCCAUCUUUCCGGAGUCAUCAAGCUCAGCAUCACAUGGUAAACCCGACCUCGUGCUGAAGAGGCGGAACAUAAAAGCUGGAGCCGCUACAGCACUGAUGGCAGGCAGGGUGAAGCCGUCCUCGUGGCAGAGCGCCAGUUCCACGAGCUCAAGGACUCGGAUGCCUGUUCUGGCAGCACGCAAGUAGGCAGCUCGUUGCCUCAGGCUUUGUGUGGGAAAUAGGGGGCUUGUGAAAUAUGGACUUGCCCGUAAUAUUGCUAUGUUUCUUUGGUUGUACUAUACUCACAAAUAUGACGCCGUUGACUUUUUUCAAAAAUUUGACCACUCGUCUUAUUUAAAGUACUUUUUCAAAAAUGUUAAAUUUUAAAUCAAACACAAACUACCAAACAAAUAAAAAAAUAAAUAAUAACUUAUUAUUUUUUAAAUAAGACGAGUGGUAAAGUUUUUUUUUUCAAAAAAAAAGGUGUAAUAUAUUUAUGAAUGGUAGUACUUUUACGGAUUGUCUAAGGGGCGUUUGUUAAUUAGUGUUUUCAUUGUUUUC
Messenger RNA from Zea mays, 1612 nucleotides. RefSeq lists its product as uncharacterized. The transcript is spliced from 6 exons. Gene Ontology annotation, biological process: mRNA splicing, via spliceosome. NCBI's taxonomy places the organism in Eukaryota, Viridiplantae, Streptophyta, Magnoliopsida, Poales, Poaceae. Gene Ontology annotation, cellular component: post-mRNA release spliceosomal complex; U2-type spliceosomal complex. Bases 231 to 821 code for a protein of 196 amino acids. The record is from RefSeq and is marked validated.